Vitrella brassicaformis is the source of this 860-nucleotide messenger RNA. The record is from the annotation of a GenBank genome assembly. Lineage: Eukaryota; Vitrellaceae.
AUGCUGUCUGCGCACGAGAGGCAAGGAGGGAUAGAGGACGUCUGACCGACCGGUCCCCUGUGUCCCCUCAUUGAUGUGUGGCAUCUAUGUAUCAGCCCGAGCACUACAAGCAGCGAAGGCUGUCCAUUACAUACAGGUGCGUGCCACACAAUGCUCAGACGUACUCAUUGUGCUCAUGCCGCUCUCUGUCGUCAGCCAUGAUGUGGUCCGCAUGAACGUGGCGCUCAUCGAUGAUACAAUCCGGUCCUCGCAUGAGCCCUCCCAGCCUCCCAGUAUAAUGAGGUCAGUCGUAUCGAUGCACUAACAUAUGGCCGGCUGUAUGCCUUUCUGUAUGCGUUCGUGUCCCAUUCAUUAGGCCUGCGAAGAGGCAAUGGACGUCAUAGAAUUCCUCACGCGAGUGGUAAGCAGCGAAAUGCCGGCCGCCCACACAUAUGAUGCAUCAAGCUGUGUGUCUUCUUUGUUCGGUUCCAGGCCGACUGCACGGACAAGGACGCAUCGGCCCGAUUCCGAGUCAUCGACGAUAAGAAUGACACCGGCUAUACCUGUCUGCCGCCGUCUGUCAAGCGGUGACGGCAGCGAUGAAGGCGCUUGACGGCAUCACACGCUGGGCGGUUCCGGCGCGUCUUCUGGCGGGGAGUUGAUAAACAAACCAGCUGCAAGACAGACGGCUCUGCCCAUGCUGUGCGGACUGUUUGUGUACGCUAGGUUAAGAGUGAGGGACGAAUAAUAGACUCACAGUCUGUCUCUAUACGUCUGUGUCUGAAUGACACUGGCCAAAGCACACAGCUGCUUGCAUCAAACACAUUUAUCAUGAAACACUCUGAUUUACCUCGACACAGCUGUGGGUGAGAGAUUCUGAA